CAAAAUCUAGAAAAUACUGUGGAUGCCUGUGCAUACAAUUUACGUGACGGAGGUACUAGCGUCGAUAUUACUUCUCUUCUUCAAGUUGAUCUGAUUGCCAAAGGAAUAUUCCAGAAUGUGGAUUGUCUGGGUCUACUCAACGCACGUUCCGUCUCUACCGCAUGGCAAGAGGCAGUCGACAAUGCAAGAGUUUGGAAAAUUGUUCUUGAUAAAGACGUAAAUUGGAAGAAAAUGUACAAAGUCUUGAUUAAGAAAGGUUUCGCAACCGAGACGACAGAGGAUGACAACUAUUCAGAAUUUUACCUUGAUCUCUAUCGAAAUAUCCGGGAUAAUUUGAAGUCUCUGGAGAAAAACUGGAUAACAAAGACGGCCUAUCAACGGGUAAAAAAAUUGCCUUAUGCAGGAUUUGUAGAGCAUCUAAAUUUCAAAGUAAAACUGAGCGACCAGUACAUCGUAACACGUCAAAGUCCCCAGACGAUCGAGAUCUUUAAUAGAUGGACUUUGCAGUCGGAAAGUAUUUUCGAUAUUGGAGUCGAUAGUCACAGAGCUAUGAUGAAAUCUAUCGAUUUGACUAGCGAAUAUCUUGCUCUUGGAUGCAAUCGUGGAAAAAUCUUCGUAUUUUGUAUGAAAACAAAAGAAUUGCUUCACAAACUUAUAGACGAUCCAGCCUUAUUAAACUGUGAAAGCUUCGCUCAGGACGUCAUGGCAAGCAGGGUGGAUUGCAGUUACUUGCGGUUUAGUCCAUCAGGAAAAACGCUGUUGUCGUGUAUUACCAACAACAGUUGUCAGUACGAAACCCUCUCGUUGCGGAAGAUAAUAUCGCCCCGAGAGUGGAAAAUAACGCACCAACAGACUAUUCACCAGUUUAAUGUGCGCCGAGUUCAAAUGGAUGACUCCUAUAUUUACCUACAAGGUGGCAAUAAUAAAGGGAUUCAAGUUCGAUCAGCAAGUUCGCUUGAACUGAUUAAUACCAUCGCCGAAUCCGAAGCUUUUAUUAAAAGUUUUCAACCCUACGAUCGGUGGAUUAUUAUUGCUGGCCGUGAACAAAUCAGUUUAUGGGACAUCGAACUUGGAACAUGCAUUCGACAAUGCCAAAUGAAUCAAACCGAUGGAGAUAUCAAAACCAUUGGGCUGGUAGGCGAAAAAUACAUAAUUAGUUGCCACGUGAAUUGUUGGUCUUCCGACUUUUUCCUGUUAGGGGUGAACGUUUGGGAUCUUGAGUCGUUAAUCAAUUCUCAAAAAGAAACAUUGAAGCCAACUUUUACGUUUAGCGUAUCGACUCAAUCUUGGCACGAAGCAAGCGUUGAUGGUAUUCGGGACACGUCGGUGGAAAAGCUAAAAGUUUUUGUCGAUGAUUAUCAGAUUGGAUGCCUUGUUACAUGGGAUUUUGACUAUGAGAGGCGUGAAGUGCCAGUACCAAUGUUGUAUUUCAUGGACUUUACUAAUCAUUUUGAAACCUAAGCUUCAAAUCGAAUAUUUUGCUAUUCUAUUUUUAAAAUGUAUUAUCUUUAAAUUUUGUUUAAAUGUUUUGUUUCAAAUUCAAUUAAAAAAAUUAAAAAAAGAAAAUUAUUCAUUCAUUCAUUUCAACCCAAUUGAAGGAGACUCCUCUAGAUGGCACCACGGCUGCUUCGAUAAUCGAUUAUCUUUAUCGAUUCAAAGUUGUAUAUUUUCGCAUUUUUGUGCGUCGAAUUUUUAUUUAGUGAAACCAAAUGUUAAUGAACGAUUUGAAUCUGUGAAA
Molecule: messenger RNA, 1738 nt
Organism: Daphnia pulex (common water flea)
Lineage: Eukaryota; Metazoa; Arthropoda; Branchiopoda; Diplostraca; Daphniidae
Product: beta-TrCP-like
Exons: 10
Coding region: 232-1461 (409 amino acids)
Molecular function (GO): protein binding
Source: RefSeq, a predicted model, not a curated record